Molecule: messenger RNA, 1446 nt
Organism: Varanus komodoensis (Komodo dragon)
Lineage: Eukaryota; Metazoa; Chordata; Lepidosauria; Squamata; Varanidae
Product: alpha-1,3-mannosyl-glycoprotein 4-beta-N-acetylglucosaminyltransferase C-like
Exons: 3
Coding region: 1-1446 (481 amino acids)
Biological process (GO): protein N-linked glycosylation
Molecular function (GO): acetylglucosaminyltransferase activity
Source: RefSeq, a predicted model, not a curated record
AUGACAAUGAAAGUUAGGAGGUUUUUGAAGUCACUAGCCUGCUACUGGGGAAGCUUUUCCAGAUUAUGCCUUCUCCUUGGAGUUUUCCUUCUAUGGUUUGCUAUUAUCUGGAAGCAAAACAAAGAGAAGUGCACCUAUCAGAAGAUGGAAGAACCUGAAUUCGUGGAUACAAAUGGAAAGAAGACGUUCAGCCCGGAGGAAAUUAUCUGGAAGAUACCACUGAAUUCAAAUUUCAGUGUUGUGAGAAAUACAAUGGGUCCUUUACCAAUUCUGUAUGAAUAUCUCGUGGGAUCGCCUUCCUCUAAAAAGAGAUUCUUGACCAUUGGAAUCUCUUCUGUCUACAAAGAAAAGGGGCAGCACUUACUGAAGACAAUCAAGUCCAUCUUCAGCCACUGCUCCCCUGAAGAAUUGCAGCUGUUCACCCUAGUUAUAUAUCUUGCCAGUAAUAAUGCUCAGAUGAAUGAGCAGAUUGCAAAAGAAAUUGAGACUGAGUUUAGCAUACAUGCCCGUGGAGGAAGGCUUCUCGUUAUACAAAGCUCGCUAGCCAGUUACCCCCCUCUAAGCAAGCGGAAAGAUUCCUGGUACAAUGAGGAAAAGGGUGGGACUCAAGCCAAACAGAAUGUGGACUAUGCUUAUCUAGUUAACUUCUGUGCCAGUCUCUCUCUGUAUUAUCUGAUGCUGGAAGAUGAUAUUGUCUGUGCCUCCAAUUUUGUUUCCAUUAUACAAAGAUACAUAAAGGGCCUGAAGAGGUCUUGGACCACAAUAGCGUUUUCAAGGCUGGGCUACAUAGGGAAACUCUACCAUAACUCUGAUCUGUGCAAACUGGCUCGGUUCCUCUUGAUGUUCUAUAAUGCAAUGCCUGCAGAUCAGCUUCUGGAGUUUUUCCAUAAAUCUAACGCACAAGAAAACGCCAUUAUCUUCCGUCCUUCUCUCUUCCAGCACAUUGGUGAAACAUCUUCAUUUCACAAUAUACAAACUCAGCUCAAAGAUCCAGAGUUUGAAGAAGAUUUUGGAGAUUUUGGAGAUUUCCCUCCUGCUUCAUGUUUCACAAACAUACCUAUAUUUUUAAAUUAUGUACCGGAUAAUGUAUGUCCCCCUGGAAAGGGUAUUUUCUGGGGCACUAAUGUAACAUCAGAGAGCUUCUUCACCAUUGUCUUUGCACGUCCAAUUGUUCCCCAAAAGAUUCAGAUUUUCACAGGGUCAGCUGAAUAUAACACAGACAUACUCUAUGAUGGUUACGUAGAACAAGGGAGAUUCAAAAUCAAUUCAGAAGUGCAUGUAACAUGUCUGACUUUCAAGCGACUUGGUGAUUUUAAGGGUGGGCUUUUUGAAAUGGAGGACACUGAUAACAAAGAUGAUAUUGAUUGCCUUCGAAUACAUGCCACAGCUCCACAAAAGCAAUGGCUGAGAAUAAGGAGAAUUAGUAUUUGGGUGAAGAAAGAUUAA